AGUAUAUUAAAGAACCUUGAUAUGAUACUACCCAGGAGGUACUUACUACCUUGCAGAUAAUAACUAAAAGAAAACUGAACCGAGAAAUAUGGCUGAUCUAUCUACGAUUGAUAUUCUUGAUGAAAGAAUAGCGAAACUGGAAAGAAAUGUGUAUGGGAAUUCUUCACCAGAUCCAGAGUGCAAAUGUGUUGAAAGUUUGAUAAAUGUGCAAAACAGACUUCAGUCAGCUGUUACUGGACGGGAUAAAAUCACGAUGCUGUUUUCAAAAUUGGAUGAUUUAGAAAAAUUCUUAAAUCCAGCUUUCAGAGAAAAUGUUACAUUAACAGAAACUGCAAAACUGAAUUUAGUUUUACUUGAAGAAGAUAGGAUACGGAAUGCUGUGGAUUCUCUACAAACUGUAAAGGACCUAAUUCAGUACUUAGACAGUGAACAUAUUAAAGGUACUCCCUCUCUUGUUCCUAAGCUGUAUGAAGUAACUGAAAAUCAAAUAAAACUACAGGAAGAGGUUUCAAAAUUAGCGGAAGAAACUAAAACUCUGCUUGCAAAUUACAAUAACCUUAUUACUUCAUUAUCUAAACAAUUUAUUCUUUGGGACUCAAUGUUGACAGAAAUUGAAAAGGAAAAUUUGAAAGCAAAAACUGUUGCAAAAUAAUUUGUUUAUGAUAUACCUAUAAAUGUGAUUUAUUAUAAAAUAAUAUAUUAUGUAAUCUUUGUAUGUGUAUGUUCUCAUGUGUACAUAUAUAUGCUUUAAUUUUAAGUUUUUACAAUUACACCAGUUCACAAAAUUUAUUAAUUUGUUAUUUUCAUUUUAUUUAAUAUAUUUAGUUUAUAUGUAUAAACUGAGAUUUUAAUAUUUAUUGUGGUUUUAGUAAUACGUGUGGGUUUUAGUAAUCCUGAAGAUUAAAUUAUGGAACACUAUCACUUUUAAUCAAGAGGAAAUGAUGUAAUGAUUUUCACAUAAUUAAAAAAGUUAUAAUAAAUAUAAUUACAUCUGAUUCAUAGGUAAUUUAUUUCUUGAUUGUUAUAGCAUUGUAUGUUGCAGCAAAUUUAUAUUUUAUGUAAAAGUGAUCAAUUUUAUGUUUAUUGCAGAUAGUUUUCUUUUGAUUAUUUACAUAUUUUAUUCAAUAUUUUAAUAUCAUAUAAAUACAGGAUGAAGCAUUUGCAUGUUCCUAUUCAUUCAUUUUGUAUGUAUAAUGUGAAAUAAUUUUAUAUAACAGAUUAUUAAAAAUGUAAAUUUUACAAGUUGUCAUUUUUACUAUAAUCAUCAAGCAAUAUGAUAUUAAGUGCUUUCGACUGAAGACAGCAGCAAAUGUUGAGAACAGUUCUCUGCUUUGUUAAAUGUAGAUCUUGGAAUGGCCUCUAUACAUUCUUCUUCCUUGCAGGAGCAUCCUCUGAUGAUAUUCAACAGUUCUUCAAUGAUUUCUUGAUCGAAUAUUUAUUCUGUACAUGGUUACAUAUCUUCUGUGUUUAUCAAGAUUUCAUUAACACUGGGAUCAGAAAUCAUUCUUCCCCAUUUCAUGUACUGCAGUACUUGUAUUUUUAACAAGCUCUGCAUGUCAGAAUGAAUUGGUUAUCAUAUCUUGGGAGAUGCUUUGCUACGUAUUAACUGAUGUAUGCAUUGCAUCAACUAUAUUUUUUCUGAAUUUUAUCUGAAAUUUAAAAUUUCAUGCACAAAAUAACCUUUUCGAAAGCAAUUCCCUAUAAUAUCAUUUAAAAUAGUUAUACUGUAGAAAGAAAUUCAAUCUAUACUGCCAGAAGCUUAAAAACUUUCAUAUGAGCAGCACCAUUAUCUAUUACAAGAAUAAAUUCCCCCUUUUUCCCCCCUAAAAAAUUGGUUUUUCUAAACACUUUUUAUAAAGCUCAAUUGCCAUCUUUGCUUUGUUGUUCAACUAACACAUUGAAAAAAGUAUUUUUACAAGCUUAAAAUUUUAAUGCUGUAAUAAUUUUAAUUUUAAUAAUAAAUUUUAUAUUUUAAUGCUUUUA
This is a messenger RNA of Stegodyphus dumicola, 1983 nucleotides long. Its product is annotated as dynactin subunit 3-like. The record is from RefSeq and is a predicted model, not a curated record. Lineage: Eukaryota; Metazoa; Arthropoda; Arachnida; Araneae; Eresidae. Gene Ontology annotation, cellular component: dynactin complex. Gene Ontology annotation, biological process: cytoskeleton-dependent cytokinesis.